Halteromyces radiatus is the source of this 1228-nucleotide messenger RNA. RefSeq lists its product as uncharacterized. Gene Ontology annotation, molecular function: protein binding; ubiquitin protein ligase activity. Gene Ontology annotation, biological process: protein ubiquitination; negative regulation of septation initiation signaling; mitotic spindle assembly checkpoint signaling. Gene Ontology annotation, cellular component: cell division site; ubiquitin ligase complex; mitotic spindle pole body. The record is from RefSeq and is a predicted model, not a curated record. The annotation marks the transcript as partial. NCBI's taxonomy places the organism in Eukaryota, Fungi, Mucoromycota, Mucoromycetes, Mucorales, Cunninghamellaceae. The transcript has 3 exons.
CUCAUACUUUAUCUUUUUAUACUUUGUUAUUUGAACGCACCCUUCUUAUAAUAAGUGUUUAUAAAGUAGUAGAAGUAUUAAUCUUCUUCUUUCUCUUAUAAAAAAAAACAACAACAAACGAAUAAUGCCACUUGUAAGGUCAAGAAGUCAAUCAAGUAGUGGUAUUCAAUCUACAAAUCUUUUUAGUGGCUUUCAACACUGGCGAAGAAGACGUGCAUCAAAUUCUGUUCCUUCGUCUCCUUUAGCAACUUCAGCUACUACCAAUAAUACAACAUCUAUUCCUUCCAUGGUGGGUAUUUCAAGAUCUUCUUCUGUUUCUGAAUCUUAUCAACCCAAUCGACUAUACCCUGCAACAGACGCGAAUGAAGAAGAAGACGAACCUUCUAGUAACCCUACUAUUCAUCCAACAAACAGUUCUCAACAAAGUACUACAACUGAACUUCCUACAACUGAUGAUCAGGAGAAUAUUCAUAUACGAUUAUUGCCGAACGUUGGAUUGACAACAAGAUGUUUUAUAUUUGAUAUUAUUGAUCGCACCCUUACUCCUGCUACUAUUCUGAAGAUUGGACGAUACAGUGAACGUCAUGCUAUGCCCGAUAGAUUAUCCUUCAAAAGUAAAGUUGUUAGUCGAACUCAUGCGGAAUUAUGGAUGGAAGAAGGAAAAAAGGUAUUCAUCCGGGAUAUUGGAUCAUCAAGUGGUACUUUUGUAAAUCGUAUUCGACUUUCAGCUUCCAAUGAAAUAAGUCCUCCCAUGGAACUUAAGGAUGGUGAUACAAUUCAACUUGGUGUAGAUUAUCAAGGUGGAAUGGAACAAAUUUAUCGAUCAGUGAAAAUCCGACUGGAAAUCAACAGGAACAAUCAAAAGACCAAUUCUUUCAGUAGACAAGCAUUCCAACAAUUACGUCAACGUCUAUUGGGUGGUACAGAUUCUUUACCUACUUCUUCGGAUACUGGACAAACCAAUCUUACAUCUGCAAUUAGUCAAGGAUUACCAUCUAUAUCAAGUAAUAACAAUUCAUCUUAUAUCCAAGAAUGCUGUAUUUGUUUGUACGCCAUUGCACCAUUACAAGCUUUAUUUGUGGCUCCUUGUUCCCAUGUGUUUCAUUUCAAGUGUCUACGACCCAUUGUAUUCCCGCAGUAUCCCGCCUUUAGUUGUCCUUUAUGUAGAAAUUAUUAUGAUUUGGAAGCAAGUGUUGCUAUUGAAGUCAGUGAAGUAAAAGAAGCUUUA